Messenger RNA from Actinia tenebrosa (Australian red waratah sea anemone), 1992 nucleotides. RefSeq names its product ras-related and estrogen-regulated growth inhibitor. The record is from RefSeq and is a predicted model, not a curated record. NCBI's taxonomy places the organism in Eukaryota, Metazoa, Cnidaria, Anthozoa, Actiniaria, Actiniidae. Gene Ontology annotation, molecular function: GTPase activity; GTP binding.
AGGAUGUGAAUGCUGUAGCCUCUUUUUCAAGUCGGGGAAGUUAUCAACGUGCACAAGAGCAUACCACUUGCUUUGAGCUUCCUCUGGGAAUAGUUCAAAACAACAAACUGGUAGAGCUUAGAGGUGAAUUGGUCUCAAUACAUAUGCUUUGGUAUAGMGCAUCGAGUUUAACAGCUGCCGUGUACCAUAAUGCGCUCGAGAAAAGUUAAUCAAGUCCAUUCUGACAUCAAAAGCAUUAGAAUUGUACUCCUUGGCCUAGAAGGAGUUGGAAAAUCUGCUUUUCUCGUGCGUUUUCUUACCAGAAGAUUCAUAGGAGAGUACGACCAAACUCUAGAAUCCUCGUACAAACACAUCGUGGAGCUCGAUGGUGUAGCCGUUUGUUUGGAUAUCCUUGACACUGCAGGAGAGAUAACUAAUUGCAAGCUACAGCAGUGCAAAAUCCAAGGAGACGUCUUCGUCAUUCUGUAUUCAAUUGCUGAUAAAGAAACCUUCAGRCAAGCAACCAAAAUCGGACGAUAUUUAAACCACUUCAAAAGUCCUGGAGCACCGACAGCAAUGGUUCUGGUAGGGAAUAAGAACGACUUGGAGCAUUUCCGCCAAGUAGAAUCGAGUCAAGGACGAGAAUUUUCCAGUGAACUCGAGUGUUUAUUUAAAGAGAUAUCUAUUUCUGAGAGGACUGGGUAYGAGGAAGUGAAUGACGUCAUACACGGAGCAUUACGUCAGUAUCUUGCUAUUGAUCAACCUGAUAAGAAGAAGAAACUUGAUCGACGAGAGAAUUCUUCCGUAUCUUAUUUAUCGAAGAUGAAGGAAGGGUUAAUGAAACGAACGGGUUCGAUUCGAAGAAAAUCCGUUGCAUUUUGAUGUUCAAUUUCUGAACGCGUAGGAGUUGUCAGCGGCGGUAGGCGUUUGAUCUUAUAUUUAUAUUUAUCCAUUAUCGUAACUAUAUACACAUGCAGUCUUACACGCAAUGAUAGGUAUACUUUAAUCAGAUUCCCAGCUUUUAAAAUUACAACAGAACGUCAGUAUUAGUGAUAUUCGUGAAGCUUGUUUUCCUAAUUACUUAGGAAGCAGACUAGCUAGCAGUAUUCUCUUUCGAAGUAUAGGUGAAGCUUUGACCGAAAGCACAGACAAAGUAAGAAUGCAGAUAGAUGAAAGGAUGGACGGACAGACAGACAGACAGAGAGACAAAUAGAUCGAUGAGAGAUCCAUGUAUUUGAAAUACGAAACCAUCUUGGCUACAUAGAUCAAUCUGUGAACUAGUUAUUUCCAGAUUAAAACCUCAUUACUAAAGGCGCUUAUCCGAAACAGACGGACAGACAGACGGACGGAUACGGACAGACAGACGGAUGGAUACGGAUAGACAGACGGACGAAUACGGACAGACAAACGGAUGGAUACGAACAGACAGACGGACGGAUACGGACAGACAGACGGAUGGAUACGGACAGACAAACGGAUGGAUACGAACAGACAGACAGACGAAUACGGACAGACAGACGGAUGGAUACGAACAGACAGACAGACGGAUGCGGACAGACAGACGGAUGGAUGAAUACUGACAGACAGACGGACGGAUGGAUACAGAAAGACAGGCGGAAGGGUGGACGGAGGGACGGACAAGGAGAGCCGCGUCAUUCAUAACUUGCAGAUAAUAACCAAGUGACGAUGUUGCUAAAAUAAAGUCUGUAGAAAAACACCAAAUAAUGAUGUUUGUGUGAGCUGCACUGUUGUUGAGUGAAAACCUCUAGACAGUUUGAUAACAUCACACACCUCAAUUCAUCUUUUAUUGUUAUAAAAUUCCAAACAUUACAGCAAAGCGCAGUUAUGAAUUAAAAAAUUAAUAUAUAAACCUCUCCUAGACCGAUCGACCACGUGGCCGGACUGUGUAUACGACCGAUCGACUGCGCGCGUACAAUAGAUGCUAAUGAACUGGAUCUUUGAUUAUUUUUCUCGAAUUUAACUGAUCCAAUAAAAGACUGAUUUCCCAGUAAA